This is a messenger RNA of Trichoplax adhaerens, 1095 nucleotides long. RefSeq lists its product as uncharacterized. Gene Ontology annotation, biological process: regulation of gene expression. Gene Ontology annotation, molecular function: mRNA binding. Gene Ontology annotation, cellular component: cytoplasm; nucleus. NCBI's taxonomy places the organism in Eukaryota, Metazoa, Placozoa, Uniplacotomia, Trichoplacea, Trichoplacidae. Bases 1 to 1095 code for a protein of 364 amino acids. The record is from RefSeq and is a predicted model, not a curated record. The transcript is spliced from 15 exons.
AUGGCUGUAGCCAAUGUAUUUGCUACUGCUACUCCCUAUGACAUAGUUUGUAAUGUCAUUAGAGGUAUUUACGGAAUCUACGUCAUUUACAAUGUAUCACACGCUUUUGAUAGAAACAGUACAGGUAACACAUGCUUCAUUGACAAAGGAUUAGUUGAACAGAAGGAAGCUGGACGCAUAAUAGGAAAGGGCGGUGCUAAAAUUAAAUCUUUUAGGGAACAGAGUACUGCGCGUAUCAAUAUCUCAGACGGAAGCCUGCCAGAAAGGAUUGUUACUGUAAAUGGACCAAUUGAUGCCGUUUGUAAAGCUUUUAAAUUAAUAUGCCAGAAAUUGGAUGAGGAUUUCCGUAUUAUCAACAAUUCUUCUAAAUCCGAGCCAACCAUAAAGUUUGACUUGCUAAUUCCCGUGCCACACUGCAGAUCUAUCAUUGGCAAAGGUGGCGGUACUGUAAAAGAGAUCAGAGAAUCGACGGGAGCACAAGUAUCUAUUGCUAGCAAUGUGCUACCCAAUUCUUCUGAUCGUGUGAUGACCAUAACCGGAUCUUCAUCUGCUAUAUCGAAGUGUAUCCAACGUCUAAGCCAACUAUUAUCGGAGUUACCCCUAGGUCAGCAUGUUCCUUAUCAGCCGAAACCUCCAAACGUACCGCCGACAGCGUUUCAAAAUGGACAAGUUCAUGAACUAACAUUUGCGGUGCCUGGACCAUUUCCUAUUCCUCCACAUGCUCAGCUUCCUUAUGGACCUCCCGUACCUGUGAUAACGCAGAUUGCACCUUAUUCAGUAGAUAUUCCUUCUAUAGUAACACAAAAUUUUUCUGCAAUGUCAAAUGGUGGUACGUUUGCUCGAUCAACUCAACUAUUAAAAAUUCCGCAUGAUUUGAUUGGCUGCAUUAUUGGGAGAGGAGGAGUUAAAAUUAACGAAAUCAGGCAAAUUUCAGGUGCUAACAUCAAAAUUGCUAGUCCUAAUGGCGACACUACUGGUCGACAGGUUACCAUUAGUGGUACACCGGAAUCUAUUUCUGCAGCUCAAUAUCUAAUUAGUCAAAGUUAUAAAGGUCUUCAUGUUUGUAUAUAUUCGUAUAUUGUAAUGCGAUUGUGA